Molecule: messenger RNA, 2451 nt
Organism: Strongylocentrotus purpuratus (purple sea urchin)
Lineage: Eukaryota; Metazoa; Echinodermata; Echinoidea; Camarodonta; Strongylocentrotidae
Product: alpha-2,8-sialyltransferase 8F-like
Exons: 8
Coding region: 79-1206 (375 amino acids)
Biological process (GO): oligosaccharide metabolic process; N-glycan processing
Molecular function (GO): alpha-N-acetylneuraminate alpha-2,8-sialyltransferase activity
Source: RefSeq, a predicted model, not a curated record
UCUAGAUCUGAUGGAUGCAUUCCGAGACGCUUCUGGUUCCUUGUCAUACUGUCAGCUGCAGUACUCAUUGGUUACGUUAUGGUGACGUCACAAAUACACACCCGGAUACACACGGUCCCGCCGUAUCUACCCCAGUGGAAUACACGUCCUCCCGCCCUAUGUGAAUGCUUUGAAGUGGAAGACGUUAGCUCCAAAUUACAGAAUACUACAUCGCAAAAUCAGACGACACAGAAACACGACACGUUGAACCACCUUAUCCCCUGGAAUGAUACCAUCAAACUGUGGAAGUUCAAAGAUAUUAAUGAUCAUCAGCUUUAUCUUUAUGAAAACUUAUUAAAGCGGAAUUGGACUGCGGACCUCACAAUUAUGGAAACUUUCAGACAGGCGCUGGCCAAAUACCGAUCGGAACUAGGAGACAAUGCUCAAAUUAUUUUGCACAAAGGGAACACUAAAAGGAAACAGAAAAUCAACUUCGUCUUUCAUAAUAGAGUCGCGGCAAUUCCAGAUACCAUUUUCGAACAACUUCCAAAGACCAAUCCAUUUCCGCAAGAAACCAGAUAUCGAUCAUGCGCAGUCGUGGGAAACAGUGGUAUAAUGCUAAACAGCAGUUGCGGAAAAGACGUCGAUAAACAUGAUUAUGUAUUCCGAUGCAACCUAGCACCUUUAUUGCCGUUCAAGGUAGACGCCGGGAUGAAAAGUAAUUUGACAACGAUGAAUCCUAGUAUGGUGCUUGGACGCUACAAAGCACUCAAGAAGACGCAUAGCAUCAAGCAGUACAACGAGGAUAUUUCGCAAUAUGAUGGCAUGUUAUGGAACCCCUGUUUCGCAUACGAAGGCAACGGGCAGCCCACUCUGAAAGCCUUUUUAAGUUUUAAAGGAAAGAAACCGAAGAUGGUGUGUGGCAAUCCUCAGCACUUCAAGUCUGUGUUGAACUUCUGGCAGGAGAAAGAGCUCACCAACAAAAUAUCUACAGGUUUCUACUUGGCAACCACAGCCAUUCAGCUUUGUGAUGAAGUCCAACUUUACGGCUUCUGGCCUUUUUCUGCGCACUAUGGAGACACUAGGUCGGAUGUGCCCUACCACUACUUUGAUGACCUUUCGGCUGCUAAGGCUGAUAGCGAGCAUUCGAUGAAUGAAGAAUUCGACCUCCUCGUCCAGCUUCAUACUCUUGGAAUAUUGCGGGUAAAUGCUGGAUCGUGCAGUUAAAGGGCAUGUCCGGCCCAUUCGCAAGUUGGUUUGGAUGCCCCCCCCCCCCCACUCCCACUCAGGGAACGGAGUGACCGUAUUCAUGUUUCCAAAAUCUUUGGUAAAGGGUUACUUUGACGCAACAAAGUCCGGCUCGUAAUACACACAAAAAUCUGCCCGUAUUUACUAUACACACCGCACUUAGGGACCGGACUUUAUAGGGGUGUUUUCAAAAUGAGGGAACAUUCAUACGCGUACCCUAAAUAACACAUUCAUACGCGUACCCUAAAUAACACUGAGUGGGGGGGGCGGGGUUAGAAUUAACAGAAAAAAAGUGAAACAAACAACAACAAAACAGCGAAAGUUUCAUCAAAAUUGGAAGGUUAUGCAAUUUCAUAGUUUCAUGAAACAGUGAACCUAUAACAUCGGCUGUUCUAGCGUCAUCCCCUCUCAUUUCUUUAUCCGUUCUGUACAUAAGUUCAACAAAAAUGUCACCAUAAACUCUUGUGCAAAAUCACCAUGUGCAAAAGUCAUAAUUAUACAGAUGUGAGAAAAAGUUCAGUUUCAUAAACAAAAUAUCUUGUGAAUAUUGAGAGGAUGACUACAUCAACUGACUAAUUUGUGAAAGAUCUAUAUAAGAUACAUAUCACUGUUUCAUUAAACUAGAAAUUGAAUAUGCGGGAAUUCUUUAUCGAUGAAAAACAUUUUCCGAAAAAUUAUCUUGAUUAUGUUAUAUUAUGCUUUGAUUGUUUCUCAUAUCAAUUACUGUAAUAUUAUUAGGUCCAACUCGUCCGAUUACUUUAUCAACAGAAUGUUUUUACUUCAGAAUUUAGCUUCAAGAAUAAUUUCUAAUUCUUCCUUUAAUGCCCCCACCUUGCAAAUUGUUUAUAACUUACGAUAAAGAUUCAAUAUUACAAUAUUUAUGUUUUGUGCUGUAAAGAUUAUCUUAAUUUAACAAUACAUCUACACAAUACUCGUAAUCCAACAAAACUUUUAUUCCCGUAACUCAAUAUUUUUUGAAGGUCAUUCUCUAUUGACCAAUAUCCCUCCUGCACUAAAAAAAAAUCAGCCCAGCACGUAAUUCUUUUAAGCGACGUUAUAAAUCCCAUCUUUUUAGUUUGUUAUUCAUAGUGUUAAAUUGUAUAUAGGCUUAUUGCAUUUAUGUUUCCUGGUUUGUUUGUCUGUUUGUUAUAACUAUGUAUGUAUUGUUAUUUAAAGGGAUAGUUGAGUUCUAUUGCACAGGGCGCUACACAAAAAUAAUUUUGU